AUGUACCAGAGUAGUGAUUUAUCUCUCGAAAGCAACGUGAUUCGGGAGAUUAAACCGAAAAUUCCGGAUCAUGAAAAGGAUUUUACGCAAGCAAAGAUGAUUUUAAAGCAAAUUUCUGUGGAAUCAGGAGAAUCAUUGUACGAUCACUUGGCGGAAAUUAUUCAACGUGCGCUUUGUGAUCGUCCUCGCAAUGUAAUGGACAAUUUUGAGGAUUUUAGUCGCAAAAUAAGGCAAAAUCGGUAUCAUCAUGUCCCGGAAGGAGAAGAAAUUCAUGAAAAAGAGAAAAAUGAAGAGGAUUUUGAGGGAAAACUAACAAAAUCACGUCAAUUUAUCGAAGAUUUUCAAAAACUGCAGGAGUUGAGAGCCAAUCAUGACACAGAAGAUGACGAUAAAAUCCUUGCUGAAAAAGUUAUUCACCCAAAUUUGAUGUCCCUGAAGUCAAUUUAUGAUUUGAUAGGCAUUGGAAUGCCUUCGCGAGACAUUUAUCUGCUAACUCUCUCGCAGGAAAAAUUUUUACGCGACAAAAAUAUCAAGUCAUGUCGUUUUUGGGGCAAAAUUUACGGUCUCGAACGAAAUUAUUGGAUUUUUGAAGUUCAACUAACAGAAGAAGCGAUCGCUGAACGUCUUCAAAAAACUUCAAAGGAACAAAUUUCAGAAGAAAAUGUCGAAUCUCCUCUUCCAGCAUCAACAACGACCUUAAAAGACGAAACCUCAAAGUCAAAAAAUGCAAUUCCCCCGUUACCGCAAUCGAAAUUCGUCCCAAAUCCCGACACUCCAGCUGAGUCCCUUGGCGAGGGCGUGAAUCGUUAUCUCUAUUAUGCAAGUAAUAAUGCUUUUGGUGAUAAAUGGCACGAACUUCCCCUCGCAACGCCAAAACAAAUUCUCGUAUCGAAACAAAUCAAGAAAGCUCUCACGGGAAACCUGUCGGCAAAAGUGAUUUCGUACCCCAAAAUGCAGCACGACGAAACGGAGGCCCAUUUGUUACGAGCAUUGAUAGCACGAAUCACAGCAAGUACAUUUGUUGCACCACUUAAUUACUGGGUAGCACGCAAACCGACAGAUAUUAGUGGCGAGGAAGCAGAGGAAACAGAAGAGGAGGAAGAAGAAGAAGAGGAAGAAGAUGAAAUAGAAAAUGACACAGAACUCUUCCGCAACCCAAAAUUCGAGCCUCCCUCAUACAAAGAUUUAAAAUAUUUGAGUUUUUGGGUGCAUGUCAGACCUUUUAUACAGAAACACGGAAGAAUUCAAACCUACAAAGAGCAAAAAAUAAAAGAUGGCGAAGAACAACUCGAAGAGGAAGAAGAACUUGAAGAAGAAAUCGAGGAGGAAGAAGAAGAGCAAAAUGACAUUGAAAACGUUCCGCCAUUGUUAAAUCCCUGCACGGAAGACGUCAUUUCGUGCGACACGACACCCGCCUGGACUGUCAAAACAAUUCACAACCCAAAUCCAGUGGAUGCCGUGACACUGAUGCGUUCUAAUCUCUGGCCGGGUGCCGUUGCAUUCGCGCGCGACAAAAUUGCCGACAUGAUUUAUGUUGGAUGGGCCCAAAAGUACUGCGCACGUAACUACGAGCCGCCAAAUGUGCCACAAAUGCACGACGAAUAUCCCCUGGGACCCGACAUUCUCGAGAUAAAUGAUCCGACGGCGGCGGAAGAGAACGAACAUCGACAAAAAAUGGCACAAAAUGAAAAAUUAGAGGCGACCAGUGACGAGGACGAUGGUGAAGGAGAAGAGACGUUGGAAGAAACAGAAGACGACGAGGAAUAA
Messenger RNA from Culicoides brevitarsis, 1767 nucleotides. It is a transcript of the gene Rsph4a, whose product is annotated as radial spoke head protein 6 homolog A. The transcript is spliced from 5 exons. NCBI's taxonomy places the organism in Eukaryota, Metazoa, Arthropoda, Insecta, Diptera, Ceratopogonidae. Gene Ontology annotation, biological process: cilium assembly; cilium movement involved in cell motility; axoneme assembly. The record is from RefSeq and is a predicted model, not a curated record. Gene Ontology annotation, cellular component: axoneme; radial spoke. Bases 1 to 1767 code for a protein of 588 amino acids.